This is a messenger RNA of Capsicum annuum, 1159 nucleotides long. Its product is annotated as arp2/3 complex-activating protein rickA. NCBI's taxonomy places the organism in Eukaryota, Viridiplantae, Streptophyta, Magnoliopsida, Solanales, Solanaceae. The record is from RefSeq and is a predicted model, not a curated record. The transcript has a single exon. The coding region runs from base 309 to 869 and encodes 186 amino acids.
UAAAGAGUAAGAAAAGUGGAACGUGUCGGUGGUCCAUCUUUUUGAACAUGCAGGCUCCUCACUGCACUUUUAAUUUCACACCCUACUUCCACUGUUACUAUAUUUAACACCUUUCUUAAUGCCUCAAAAAGAUUAGAGCAUUUUUUGUAGCUUCAUUUUCAAGUGACCUCUCCUUCCACUUUCCAUCUCCACUCUCCACUAACCAAAUUAAAACAGUACAGAGUCUAGUCAGUUCUCUAUAGCACUCUCUCUAGCUAUUUCUCUUUUCUAAUUUGAUCAAAGGGUGGGUGAGGCAAAAACUUGAGAAAAUGGGAGUAAAUUUAGCUCUUUUCAAGAAUCUAAUUGUGGUCAUCAUAGUGGUGAUAAUGGCUAUGGAAAAUGAGGGUAAUUGGGUAACUGCAAAUGGGACUUGGGCAGGUUCAAAGUACCAGAUUGAAUGUACAAUGUGUGCAGCAUGUGACAACCCAUGUGCCACCCCAUCUCCGCCAUCACCUCAGCCACCCUCUCCUCCGCCGCCAUCUUCCUCCAAUAAUUGUCCUCCACCACCGUCCCCCCCUAGCUCCGGUGGAAACUACUACUACUCUCCACCGCCGCCACCGCCCUCUUCCUCCUCCGGUGGCGGCGGCGGCAAUUACUACUACUCACCACCUCCUCCUGGUGGAUCAAUUGGUAAUUACUAUCCUCCACCCUACCAAAAUUACCCUUCUGGCCCUCCACCUCCACCUCCAAAUCCAAUUGUUCCCUAUUUCCCAUUUUACUUCUACAAUCCUCCACCGCCUUCACAAUCUGCUGCUUUCAAGCUCACUGUUUAUUCUUCUAAAUCUUAUUUUUUUGUCACUGCGUUCAUUGCCUUGUUCAUUUUCCUUUGAUAAUUCACAAAGGGGGAAUUAAAUAAAUUGUCGGAAUCACAGAUCUACAGUCUUUGCGGAGAUAAGAGCAAGAAUUUGAAGAUCGAAUAUUCAAUUGUCCGAAGAAAAAUGGAAAGCUGAAGUUGUCCUCUCUUUUUUCUCUCAUCCUCUGGGGUAUUCUGUAAAUUCUUGACAAUUGUUCUUAUGCUUUCGUAAUUUUAGUAGUUUUUUUUGCUUAACUUAAUUCAUAUUCGUACAGAAUGUAAGAAAAUUUUAGCCAAUUUUGCAAGAUGAAGUUAACUUCUCAUUAA